Molecule: messenger RNA, 969 nt
Organism: Paramecium sonneborni
Lineage: Eukaryota; Ciliophora; Oligohymenophorea; Peniculida; Parameciidae
Source: the annotation of a GenBank genome assembly
UAUUUAUAUAAAAUGGGGGAUUCCUUAGAGUCUCCAAAAUCAAAAGAAAUUAAAUUAACUAAAGGACAUAAAAAUUCAGUUCAUUUUGAAGAUGUGAGUUCAAUAAAAAAGAAAGAAACAAAUAAUAAAAUAAGUUAAAAUGAGAGUGAUAAAUUUAAGUAUUUAUUCUAAAUCCCUAACAUAAUUUCUGAUCCAAAAUUAGUAUAGCGAAGAAAGACUUUUGAGACAUUCACAAAGAAUGCAAACUUAGAUUUAUAUUAUAUGCACUUAAAAAAAGCAUCAGGAAUAGCUAGAAGUAUAUCACAAAAAGCAGAUUAUAAAGAAGUGAUCGCCAAAAUACACAAUAAUAAGAUGUAAGAUUAGUUUGUACAUAAAUUACAUAAGAACAAAGGAUUAAUAUUGACAAAUGAGUUAUGGUCAAAUAAAUUAUUAAGUCAAGUAUCUGAUUAAUCAAGAUUGAAAGAAUUAUCAUAAAUGCUAUAAUUAUAGAAGAUUAAGCAGAAUUCUGAAGAACAACUACAACAUUAUGAAUAAUACUUUAAACAGUUUUUAAAAUAAAAAUGUUAGAAUGAAUUAGAUUUAAGAAAAGGAGAGACUUCAAAAGCAUUUAAUGAUUUGGAUGAAUAAGCAACUCUUGAUUAAACAUAUAAGGAUAGUCGUAUUUUAUCAAGAAAUCAGAGUGUCCCUCUGAAAUAAACAGAUUAAAGUUUCUUUUCAAGGGAGAUAUUAACAGCAUAGUUGAAUAAAAAGAGAAGAGUAGCAGAAUCUUAACAUAGUUCAUAUAAGUUGUCUGAGUUACUUAAGUUAUCAAAUGAGGAAAUACAUUCAACUUAAGGUGUUGUUAUAAGAUUGAAAAGAUUUACAAAAGAAGAAGCAGAAAUAUAGGAUAAACCUAAACAUAUUAGAAUAAGAAAAUUAUUUGCUGAAUAGCUCAAUAAUGUAAUUAAGAAUUCUAAGAAGUUAAAUUGA